This is a messenger RNA of Cloeon dipterum, 2114 nucleotides long. Its product is annotated as NADP-dependent malic enzyme-like. The record is from RefSeq and is a predicted model, not a curated record. Gene Ontology annotation, cellular component: mitochondrion. Gene Ontology annotation, biological process: malate metabolic process; pyruvate metabolic process. NCBI's taxonomy places the organism in Eukaryota, Metazoa, Arthropoda, Insecta, Ephemeroptera, Baetidae. Bases 13 to 1881 code for a protein of 622 amino acids. The transcript is spliced from 9 exons. Gene Ontology annotation, molecular function: malate dehydrogenase (decarboxylating) (NADP+) activity; NAD binding.
UGUUGUGGGCGGAUGGAGGUGCUCUUGAGGACUGCGUGCGACGCUCUCUUCGUGCUGCUGUUCCUGUGGCUGGCCGGCUGGGCGGUGGACGGAGGCAGUCGAGCCGCAACUACGGCGAAACGACCACUCCUCAGCCUCAGCAUGGCAGACCUGCACAGGGACAGACUCGGCCAGCGGCCCAUCAGCUCCAAGCCGUCCGACGACGACACCUGUCCGGGCCUGGUGCGCGGCAUCGACCGCCUCCGCGACCCGCACCUCAACAAGGGGAUGGCGUUCACCCUGGAGGAAAGGCAGGCGCUGGGCAUCCACGGACUGCUGCCGCCGCGCUUCAAAACGCAGGACGAGCAGCUGGAGCUGUGCAAACUGAGCGUGAACAGGUACUCCGAGGACCUCAACAAGUACAUCUACCUGACAGGCCUCCAGGACCGUAAUGAGCAUCUCUUCUACCGGCUGUUGUCCGAGAACGUAGAAGAAAUGAUGCCGAUCGUGUACACACCGACCGUUGGGCUUGCCUGCCAGAAAUUCGGACUGGUAUACCGGCGGCCACGCGGCCUCUUCAUCACGAUCCACGACCGCGGCCAUGUGUACGACGUGCUGCGCAACUGGCCCGAGUCGGACGUGCGCGCCAUCGUGGUGACCGACGGCGAGCGCAUCCUCGGCCUCGGCGACCUCGGCGCCUACGGCAUGGGCAUCCCGGUCGGCAAGAUGGCGCUCUACACCGCCCUCGCCGGCAUCAAGCCCCACCAGUGCCUGCCCAUCACCCUCGACGUCGGUACUAACAUCCAGUCGCUGUUGGACGACCCUCUGUACAUCGGCCUGCGUCAGAAGCGAGUGACAGGCGCCGAGUACGACGACUUCAUCGAAGAGUUCAUGCAAGCGGUGGUGCAGCGCUACGGGCAGAACACGCUGAUCCAAUUCGAGGACUUUGGCAACCACAACGCAUUCCGCUUCCUCGAGAAGUACCGCAACCAGUACUGCACCUUCAACGACGACAUUCAGGGCACCGCCUCGGUCGCCGUCGCAGGACUCCUUGCCUCCCUCCGCGUCACCAACACGAAGCUCACGGAAAACACCUUCGUCUUCCAGGGCGCGGGAGAAGCUGCAAUUGGAAUUGCGGACCUGUGCGUGAUGGCGAUGAUGGAGGAAGGCGUGAGCGAGGAGGAAGCGCGCAAACGCGUCUGGAUGGUCGAUUCCAAGGGCCUGAUCGUCAAGGACCGACCCGAUGGUGGUAUUUCGGGGCACAAAUUGCGCUACGCCCGCGCCCACCCACCCAUCCGCACCCUGGCCGAGGUGGUCAAGACGGCUAAGCCGUCCGUUCUGAUCGGUGCUGCGGCAAUUGGCGGCGCCUUCACCCCAGAAAUUCUUCAGGAUAUGGCGACAUUCAACGCGCGACCAAUCAUAUUCGCUCUGAGCAACCCGACAAGCAAGGCUGAGUGCACGGCUGAACAGGCGUACCAAAACACGCAGGGCAAAGUGGUAUUUGCGAGUGGCUCGCCCUUCCUGCCGGUCACCUACCAGGGCAAGACCUUCUACCCUGGUCAGGGCAACAAUGCCUACAUCUUCCCUGGCGUGGCGCUCGGCGUCAUCUGCACCGGCAUCCACCACAUCAGCGAUGAGCUCUUCCUCAUCGCCGCACAAGCCCUUUCCGAGCUGGUGACGGACGGGGACUUGGCCAAGGGUUCGCUGUACCCACCGCUGAACUCGAUUAAGGACUGCUCGCUGAAAAUCGCGGCUAAAAUCGUGGACUACGCGUACGCCAAGGGUCUGGCUUGGACGUACCCUGAGCCCGAGGACAAGGAGGCUUUCAUCAGGGCGCAGUGCUACGAGCCUCGCUACGCGCCGGCCCUCCCGGCCGCCUACAAGUGGCCGUCGCAGCUGUGACCUCUUUUGCCUGAGCUCUGUCCAUAUAGUCUCUAGUGUCUAUCUCAGGUCUUGCCUCCCGCUCGCUGGUAAUUUUAAGCUGCCCGCAGGCGUCGCCACCACCUACCCGCGGCCCUCGUGCUCGCUCACCUUCGUCCAGGGCCAGAUGUACGACUUCCACUACGCGCCCUCUGCCCUCCCGCCUAGGUACCCGUGGCCAGAGUUCGCCACCCUCAACGUCAACUAAAUUCGCC